AUGGACGAGUACAAUAGGCUCGUCGACAUACUCGCACGCGAGCUGGCAAGCGGAACCAACGUCGACAUGGAGGAAAUGAGACAGAGCAUCAACAACUGUCUCACUGUCGAUGACGACGAGACGCGCGAUAGGUGGAACGCGUUGAUGAACAACCAUCUUGCAGACAUAUGGGGAGCAUUGCGUAUGAUCUCGGUUGGUCUGCGUUAUGGAUUGCAGCUGACCCCAAUACUGAAGCAACGGCUUUGGGAUUUCGUGAACAAAAACGCGAUGCGCCAAGCAAGGAAAAAUACGCAGGAUUUCUACGGGACACAUUACCACGACCCAGAUAUGAUAAAAGCAAACCUAUACCUUGCAUUCCUCAUUCAAAAAAUAGUGAAAUGCAUGCCAGAUGAACAAAUAAUUGACGGCCUGGAACAAUGUCGCAUAACCUUCACUCGAUAUACUUCGUAUAUAGCGGAAGGAACAACGGAUUCGUGGAUAGCCUACAUCUCCACCAUGGAAAGCAUCUUGCGACAAUUCAGGAACAUUCAUUCGCAAGCACAGCGCAUCUUGCAACGGCCCCGAAAUCACAGAUUCGAUUACAUCCUGGCAAAGAUCAUACAAAAUACCGAGGACAUGCUCAGCUCGAUGGACCCGUAUGACGAGCUGGUUGACAUGUUCAUCCGGAGAUUCCGGCGCCCGCAUGGACCACCCGCGCACGUGCUCAGAGAGCAGGUGCGCGCUUGCUUCACGCAGGACAACGAGGUGACACAAAGGAUGUGGAACGAAAACAUUGGACCUAAUCUUGGCAUACUUGGUCUUGAGCUUCACAUCAUCUUAUCUUGCAUCCGGCGCAACAUGCGGAUGACGAACCUGAUCCGCACACGCCUGUGGAGCUUCGUGCAUACCCAAUGCAUGCGGCGCGCGGAAGAGUACGUUUCCAAUUUUAAUCAGAGCCAUUUUCCCGACAAAAUGCAUGCAAUCAUCAACCUCAUCAGCCUGUUCACUAGCGUGAGGCUGAUAAGCGCCGCUCUCGGCGAUGAACGACCACUCCCGGAAACACCGCACCUAGUGCAAAGCAUGUUGGUGGCCAUUUACAUGCACCCCAACGCCUCUGAUACUAUGGAAACCCGCAUGGACGACUACAUCCGACGCAUGCAUGAUUUCACAAGAGCAUGGAGGUCCAUCUGGAGCCGGAUCGAGCCCAUCCUCCAACGGCCCAGCCGCCACAGCUUUGCUUACAUCGCGGCGAAGAUCAUGGACAGCGUGCACAGUGUCCUCGUCGUCCUGAUCGAAGAGAGGAUAGAGCAUACCAGAAACGUCUUGCAGAAUAGGCAGCCCCCGCCACCGAGAGAGGAAGAGUACGAGGAGGAGGAAUGGUCCGACAUGGGUGGGUCCGACAUGAGCGAGGAUGACGCAGUGUAA
Messenger RNA from Guillardia theta CCMP2712, 1404 nucleotides. RefSeq lists its product as hypothetical. The coding region runs from base 1 to 1404 and encodes 467 amino acids. Lineage: Eukaryota; Cryptophyceae; Pyrenomonadales; Geminigeraceae. The transcript has 2 exons. The record is from RefSeq and is a predicted model, not a curated record.